UUCUAUUCAUUUUGCAACUCAUUUGAUAAAUAAAAGUGUGAGUUUUUAUGGAAAACACGAAAUUGUCUGAGUGACCCCAAACUUAGGUAGUGUACAUUAGUGACAGCAGCGUCGGCUCGGAUCUGAUCCUCUGGUUUGCGGACUUCGGUCUCUGCGCCGCUGGCUUCAGCUGCGGCGGUGAAGUGUUGUUGCAUAGCAGCGCCCUCUGCUGUGUGGAGGAGACUUGAAGUGACAGUGGGUUCACAACAUGACGGACUGGACUCAAAGCUAUGCUGCUCACUGAACAGCUCCUUCUUCUGUCCCGGUGAUUUUCAAGCAGGAUGACUUUUUGGUUGGUUUUCUUUCUGUUCCCUGUUGGGAUCAGUCCGUCAGUCGUCACAGGACAGGGGCAUGUUUACACAAACCACUGGGCGGUGCGGAUCUCAAGCGGCCCCGAGCAAGCUGAUCAAGUCGCAGCAAAGUACGGAUUUAUCAACCUGGGAAAGAUAGGAAGUUUGGAGGAUCAUUACCAUUUCCACCACAGGAGAGUUUUUCGCAGAGCUGCCUACUCUUUGAAGGGCCCCCACAGCUUCAUCCAUAUGGAUCCCAAGGUGGAUUGGGCCCAGCAGCAGGUAGUAAAACUAAGAGUUAAGAGGUAUGCCCAUAGUGACCCAAACCUCAUUAAUUUCAACGACCCUAAAUGGUCCAACAUGUGGUACAUUCACUGUGAUGAUAAGAGCAGCUACUGUCGGUCAGAGAUGAACAUUGUAUCAGCCUGGCAGAGAGGCUACACCGGCAGAAAUGUGGUGGUCACCAUACUGGAUGAUGGUAUUGAGAGGAACCACCCUGACCUGGCUCCAAACUAUGACCAUCUCGCAAGUUAUGAUGUCAAUGGGAAUGACCAUGACCCUUCACCACGCUAUGACCCUCGCAAUGAAAACGUACAUGGAACACGAUGUGCAGGUGAAGUUGCAGCAGUGGCCAAUAACUCCCACUGCAUCGUUGGGAUUGCCUACAAUGCUCGCAUUGGAGGGAUUCGGAUGCUGGAUGGUGAUGUGACUGAUAUAGUAGAAGCCAAGGCCCUGGGAAUCCGACCUGACUACAUUGACAUAUACAGUGCCAGCUGGGGGCCAAGAGACGAUGGCAAGACAGUGGAUGGCCCAGGACCGUUAACAAAGCAGGCUUUUGAGCAAGGCAUUAAGAAGGGUCGCAAGGGCUUGGGGUGCAUUUUUGUUUGGGCGUCAGGUAACGGAGGUCGGCAGGGUGAUCACUGUUCAUGUGAUGGUUACACCAGCAGUAUCUACACUAUCUCCAUCUCCAGUACCACAGAGAAUGGAAACAAGCCGUGGUACCUGGAGGUCUGCAGCUCUAUCAUAGCCACGACCUACAGCAGUGGAGAGUUUAAUGAAAGGAAGAUUGUGACCACUGACCUCCGGCACCGCUGCACUGAUGCUCAUACCGGCACUUCUGUCUCGGCUCCCAUUGUGGCCGGAAUUGUUGCCCUCACCCUUGAGGCCAAUCUUUUGCUGACGUGGAGGGAUAUUCAACAUCUUCUGGUAAAGACAUCUAGACCUGUGCACCUGAAAGCUGAUGAUUGGAAGACCAAUGCUGCUGGACACAGAGUCAGCCACUUGUAUGGCUUUGGCCUGGUGGAUGCAGAAGCCAUGGUUAUGGAGGCUUCAAAGUGGAGGACUGUACCUCCUCAGCACACCUGCAGUCAAAGACUUGUGCGAGCCACCAGGUACAUCCAUGCUGGUCAAAAUCUCAACAGCAGCAUUACCACGGGUUGUUCAGUAGAACCUGAGCAGCUGGUGGAUUACCUGGAGCAUGUCGUGGUCAGGGUUCUGAUCGCCCACCCACGACGAGGAGACCUGGAGAUUAACCUCAUCUCUCCAUCUGGUACAAGAUCACAGCUACUGGCCAAGAGACUGUUUGACAGUUCCAACGAGGGCUUCAGCAACUGGGAGUUCAUGACGGUUCAUUUUUGGGGCGAGAGGGCAGAAGGAACAUGGACACUGGACAUUACUGACACACCUUCAAAACCACGCAACCCUGAGGUGAAAGGCAACCUAAAGGAAUGGACACUGGUCCUCUAUGGAACAUCUCAGAACCCUUACCAGCCCUACAAAACUCAGCCCUCCCGUUCAAGAACAUUAGAGAUCACAGCACCAGCUGAGGUCCUGGAAGAGCAAGAGUUCCAGGAGGAGGAGGAGUACAAUGGACCAUGUCACCAUGAGUGUGGAGACCAGGGCUGUGAUGGACCAGAUGUUGAUCACUGCCGUAACUGUGUCCACUUCAGCUCAGGCAGCUUGAAAAGUGGCAGAACCUGUGUGAGCCACUGUCCAUUGGGACACUAUGAGGACAUAGGGGCGCAUCGCUGUAGACAAUGCUAUAAAGGUUGUGAGAGAUGUGUUGGCAAAUCUGUUGGACACUGUCUUUCCUGUCAAAGAGGUCUCUAUCUCAACCCACUCAACUCUAGCUGCAUUGAUUCCUGCCCCACAGGCUACUUUGCUGAUGAGAAUCAGAGACAUUGUCUGAAGUGUAAUAUCACCUGUAUGAAAUGCCUGAGCUAUGCAGAUAGAUGCAGUGCCUGCAGUGAAGGUUACAGUCUGGCAGGUAUGAUCUGUAUUCCUGAAUGCACCAAUGGAACCUUUUUCUAUCUUGAAGAGAUGACGUGCAGCCCCUGCCAUUCCUCUUGUCAGACCUGUACAGGACGAGGUAAGAAGGAGUGUAUCCAGUGUACUAACGGCUACCUGCAGCAGGAGUGGAGAUGUGUGGAGACCUGUUCUCCUGGCUACUACUCUGCAGAGGCAGCAGGAGUCCCCCACAAGAUUUGUCAGAGGUGUGAGGAAAACUGUCUGAGCUGCAGUGGCCCAGGAAAAACCUGCACAAAAUGCAAAGAGGGUUACAGUCUGGUCAGCAGGACUUGUAUUGUAAAUGCAUCAUGUAGAAAUGAUCAUGCCUUGCAUCCGGCGGGCCGAGCUGGACCCCCUGGCGGGCUGCAUGUUUGACACCUCUGGUAUAGCCCAUAUUAACAAAUUACAAUUUGUCUCAUAGGGCUUAAACAAGGUGCAACAUCCUCUGUCCUUAACCCUCAACCAGAAUAAGGAAAUACUACCCCAAGAAAUACUCUUAUUAACGGGGGAAAAGGACAGACAGAAGUGCAAUAGAUGCCCUGUGUCACUGAACACAUAAACAAAGUUGAAUUUUUUACAACAUUGAUUAAGAAACAGUUGUUUAACAUAAUGAAAAGGUGACUCAAUAUUUAGUACCUAUACAUUUGAAAAUUAUGUGAUUAUUCUUUACAUUUCACUUUGAAUGUCGCUAAUACUAACCCGAACCUGGCAGAUAUCAGUGUUUCUUCUUAUAUCAUAGUAAGAACUUUAUUCAUGGAUCUUACAAUGUUACUCAAAAUCAAAGACUCCACCUCUGUCACAUGAACACGUGUGUUGUAGCUGGAUAAGAUAACCCAGGCUUAACUGAGACAGUUAACUUAGUAGUGCAGGUUAUCAUGAUGGCCGGUGUUAAGUUAGGUGAUGCUGGAUGAUGAAAAGAUAUCCUGGGAAUGGUGAGCUUGCUUCAUAGCACAGGUCCCUGGUGUCAACAGCAGCUAAGUAGAGAAUAUAUAGUAGUACCAUAGACUGCAUAUGUUUUUUACAGGUUUGUAGCACCUAGUGGUCUCAACAGCGAUACAGUGAAGGGGCAUACAUCAUUUUAGUAUGGGGAUGAAUACACAGUCCAGGAAAAGUGGAAAUGCUUAUUAAUACCGAGCAUGCAAAAUCCCCAAGAUACUGGCGGUAUAUCCAGUCUGGAACUUUGACAGGGAGCAGACAGUAACGUUCUUGUGUUUAGCCAUUGUAUGUUAAGCUGACUACCUGCCUCUCCUCUGCUCUGCUAGCUGAUGAGGUUUUCUGUGACAUGGUCAAGUCCAACCGUCUCUGUGAGAGGAAGCUUUAUCGUCAGUUCUG
Limanda limanda (common dab) is the source of this 3947-nucleotide messenger RNA. Its product is annotated as proprotein convertase subtilisin/kexin type 6-like. Gene Ontology annotation, molecular function: serine-type endopeptidase activity. NCBI's taxonomy places the organism in Eukaryota, Metazoa, Chordata, Actinopteri, Pleuronectiformes, Pleuronectidae. The transcript has 21 exons. Gene Ontology annotation, cellular component: membrane; cell surface. The coding region runs from base 321 to 2990 and encodes 889 amino acids. Gene Ontology annotation, biological process: peptide hormone processing. The record is from RefSeq and is a predicted model, not a curated record.